Messenger RNA from Orbicella faveolata, 2251 nucleotides. RefSeq names its product carbohydrate sulfotransferase 11-like. Gene Ontology annotation, biological process: carbohydrate biosynthetic process. Gene Ontology annotation, cellular component: membrane. Gene Ontology annotation, molecular function: sulfotransferase activity. NCBI's taxonomy places the organism in Eukaryota, Metazoa, Cnidaria, Anthozoa, Scleractinia, Merulinidae. The record is from RefSeq and is a predicted model, not a curated record.
AACUCUCAUGUGAGGAAGGUCAGGGACGCUGGUCGUCUCGCUUUGGGUUGUAAUUUACGGAUUUCGGUCUCACUUAGCUAUGGGGUGUUCAGGACACGACGCCACAAUUUUUGGCUGUCAAAAUAUCUCUUAGGGUUGCACUCGAAGACAAAAUAACGAAGCGCUGUCAUGUCCGUUUAAAAUGGUAUCUUUUGGGGGUACAAUAACGCUGGAGCCACGCCGAGAUUAGUCUCGUUUAGAGGUUUAAUCCAAAUUUUCAGACAAGCAUCCCUGACCUUUUCGCAUGGGAGUCGCCUUCCCAGAGAGGAUUUGUAUAUCGGCGCUGAUUCUAUCGUGGGAGAAAUUGUAGCAGCAGCGAAUUAUUCAACGAAUUUGUUCUGCAAUCAUUUUAAAAUUACAUUCAAGGAAAUACCGGAUUACAAGUUCAGGAUCCUAAUUACUAGGCCUCCCUCCACAUAAAAUUUAUAAUGCUUCCUGUGUUUUCGUUGCUUUUAGUGCAAAGUCAUGCUGAACGGGCUCUAAAGGAGGACUCAAAUGAGCCGACUACACAGGAAUCAUAUAGUUUCAGCACUCCGAGGGCGUUUAGACAACAAGAACGCAGAAAACUGGCCGAAACGUUUUGUCGAAAGACUGGGAACAAUGCCCUGCCAAACCUUUUUCACAUAGUAGCUAUUCCAAGUCUAAAAAUAUUGUACUGCAUCAUGCCUAAAGUUGCUUCCAGGCAGUGGAGAGGAAUGCUGUAUCCUUUCAACAGGAGUGGAAAGAAGAUAAAAUUGGGUGAGUUUCCUCCUGCCCAGCAAAAGCUGAUGUUGGAAACAUUUUUCAAGUUCACGUUUGUCCGUGAGCCGUUCGAGCGCAUUCUGUCAGCGUACAAAGACAAGUUUGUUUAUCCAAGAUUUCCCAAACACAAACUUAAACGUCACGGCACAGCAAUUCUAGAAAACGUCCGUCCAAACGCUUCCCGUAGAGCACUUGAAAAGCUCGAUGACAUCACUUUUCGUGAAUUUAUUCAAUAUUUAGUAACCAAAGGAAGCAACGAGACCACCCCAGUUAUGGACUGGCACUGGGACAAUUACGUCAACAUAUGUGGAAUGUGUGCUAUCAACUAUGACUUUAUAGGUCAUUACGAAACUUUUGAUCAAGACUUGGCAGAUUUCAAAGAGGCAGCAGAGUUAUCGCCUGAAGAGGCAGAGAGAUUCGAUGCUCGCGCCAGCAAUAAAUCCGAUACCGCCUCCUCUUUACUCAAUUAUUACUCGCAGAUUCCCAUGGAAUGGAUCGACAUCUUUGGUCGAUUGUUCAGAGCCAACUUUGAGAUGUUUAAUUACGACUUUCCGGGACCUCUUAGGAGUCUUUUUGAGUCAAAGAAGAGGGAACAGUGAGAAAGGCUGGUUACGUAACAAACUAUGUACACUUUACAACGUAACAUGAAUAUGUUAGGAACUUUUCCCUAAGAGAUUAAGACUGGAUUAGGAUAGGCUCGGAGAUUGGAGCCAGUCGAUGUUGCGUAGAAUUCAUACGAAGUUGCGAGUUGUACGCUCUGAUCGAGUUGCCAUAUGUCUGAGGCGACAAGAAAACCUGGGAAAUUCCCUAUUAAAAGGAGACUAUAUUCUUUUUUCAAAGAAAUCCCAUUUUGUAAGACUGAAGCUUUAUAAUACGGCAAAGAAUUACUGUCACGAGUGUGGUUGCAAUCAGUGGCUACUGCUGUUGAUUUCUAGGUAUUUUCACAGGUUUAAGCGGUGAUAAAGUUUUUAAAAGGCGAUGUGUAGGUCAAACUACUGUUAAAUUGCCAGUUGUAGAUAAGAGAAAUGAUAAUAGGUUUGGCUUACGUACUCUGCAUGAUUGUAAGUACUGAUGAAUGUAAAAAUUGAUAAUCAACAUGGUACACUUGGUGAUAUAUAAAAUAUAAAUGUUAAGACCUCGCAUUAGAACUACUUGAUUUACACAACAAGAGCAGUGAGGUCUGUAUCUAAACAACCUCGCUGCCAUUCAAAAGCCAGGUCACUGAGCAGACAACUGCUGAGUGGUCUAUGAGCAAAGUUCAUUCCAUCCUGCUUUGAUCAACACGAUAUUCUACGUUCAAAUCAAACCGAUGUAACUUAAUUGCUAUAUCAUAGCCCAGAAGCAUAUCACCUAGUUCUAGGUGAUAUGUUUCUGCAUAGCCUUACUACAUGUUCACGGAAAUCAUCGUUUUAGCUUUAGUUUACAAAAGCGUUUGCAGCUCUCUUUGUAUUUAUGGUCAUGGAAAUAAACG